AUGAAAUGCAAGGGCGGUGCAAUUGAUGUAUUUGUUAGUAAGGCUGCGGGCGACAGCGUCGGCCAGCGCGCGGCCGCUGCCGCCGCGCAGCUAAACAGGUAUUACAUUGAUGCGAAUGUAAACAACUCAAACCCGUGCGCUCGCACCGCGCUCGCAUAUCUAGAUCAAUACCUACAAAAUGCACCGCCUGCACCCUACGUGCUUGAACCAUUCACGUUGAAUGAAAUUUUAAUAACAUGUAAGAAAAUUAAACGCAAAAAAUCCAAAGACAAUAAUGACAUGUCUACUGAAAUUAUUGACUGCUUCCCUCCGGUUGUAAUCUCAUUAUUCCUAUUAAGGCAAGCUACAUACGUGCUCAAUACGAAGUCAAUUCUGGAACCGAUAGGAUGUUCUGCUGUUCCUCAAGGAUCCGUGAUGGGCAAUAACUUGUUUCUGAUCUUAGUAAACGAUAUCACAACCGCUUGUCCCUACCCCGAGUACGUGAUGUUCGCCGAUGACACCUGCAUCAUAGUCAACGCCGAUAAUUUCGACAACUUAAAAUUGAAACUUGCCCAUGUAAUGCAUCAAAUGGCCGAGUGGUUUACGGCAAAUGGUAUGUUACUAAAUGUCGAUAAGACUAAUAUAAUUCAUUUUCAAUUAAAAAAGACACACAACCCAAUAAAUAUAAAAGUGAACGAUAUCACAGUUCCCCAAGUUGACACGACAAGGUACUUAGGGUACAUGAUCGACGCCGGGCUGACGUGGGCCGCGCACGUCGACCACAUGUUCGACAAGCUGUCCUCGGCAUGCUACGCCCUGUCCAGACUCGCGCCCACCCUGUCUGCCAAUAACCUGCGUAAAGCGUACUUUGGAUAUUUUCACUCUGUCUUAAUCCAAGGAAUUGACUUAUGGGCCACGUCGGCCACCUGGGAAAGACUCUUUAAAUUACAGAAACGUGCCUUACGCAUCAUUGAUCGGAAACCACUCGACCAUCCGGCGAAAGAAAUAUUUAAAAAUCAUAAGAUCUUAACCUUGCCAAGUAUAUAUAUACUGACAGCUUGUGACUACAUACGCGAGAACCUACAUAACUACCAAACACUAAAUAGGACGUCACGUAGGCAACCGCUGCUAAUAGCUCCGAACCGGCGGCUGGCGAAGGCCCGUGCAGCGCUCAGUGUUGCCGGGGCGAGCAUAUAUAACCAUGUUCCUCUAAACAUAAAAGAGGCUAAAAGCAACGCAGCAUUCUCGAAAAAACUGAAGGCCUAG
This is a messenger RNA of Cydia splendana, 1245 nucleotides long. RefSeq lists its product as uncharacterized. The transcript has a single exon. The record is from RefSeq and is a predicted model, not a curated record. Lineage: Eukaryota; Metazoa; Arthropoda; Insecta; Lepidoptera; Tortricidae. The coding region runs from base 1 to 1245 and encodes 414 amino acids.